CCUAGAAAAAUUCCCAACAGUCAUCUAUUUUUGAAAACACGACCACCACACUCACCACUCUCACACCUCACACGACACGACCAUCGACGUUCUCUCUCGGCGACGGGGACGGCAGCCGUCCUUCCACCUGCACCGGCCACGGCCUCUCGAUCUCAACAAGCUUCUCGGCCGCCACUCUCUCGUCUCGGCCUCUCUCAGUCUCACAGCACCAACAUUCCCGGCCACUCUUUGAUACAUACAUAUAUUUUGUGCUUAGAAAGCUUCAAAAGCUUCAGCUAUGGGCAAGCCAAGUUCACGGUCUGAUUCAUCGAGUAAGGCCGAUCGCAAGUUUGAAAAGAAGCUUGAGUUUUACUCCAAGGUUAAGGAUACUGUUGCCGCCUUGACUGCCCAAAAGACUAUUGCCAAGAAAAAGAAACUUCGAAGCCGUCAGAAGAAGCUGAAACCUUAUGAUCUCUCUUCCCUUACAGAGUUCCUUCCCGAAUUAAAAAAUUCUCAGCAACCCACUCCAGCUGAGUUCAAGCUGAACUGUAAAUCUAGGCAAAAGCUAAUAUUGAAGGAAGCAAAGCAAAUGAGUACGGUUCUUAACCACCCUGCGUUCCAGUUGGAUCCCCUGGCUGCUCUCGCUCAACACUUGGAGAGCACGCAGCCAGUUAUAGAAGAGAAGCCAAAGAUUAAGAAAAAGAACAAGAAUGGAGGGAGGAAGAAAAAGGAUAAGAAAUCAAAGUCUUCAACCGGACCUGAAUCUAUGGAUUUGUAACUUGACAAGUGAUAUAGCUUAGCUUCUGACCACUUUGCUGAGCCAGCAUUGUUCAUAUGAGUCAAAACAAAUUAUCAAUUUUGAUCACCUUCACUUUUAUUACAUUGAAAACAACAUGUUCUUAGUAGCGGCUGGACAUGUAAAUUACCAAUACACGGUUCAGACUUCUGAAUCAGUGGUCAAGUUUUUAACCUAUGAAUCAAGCAGAGGAGGAACUGCCUUUUGGGGACAAUA
Molecule: messenger RNA, 991 nt
Organism: Humulus lupulus (European hop)
Lineage: Eukaryota; Viridiplantae; Streptophyta; Magnoliopsida; Rosales; Cannabaceae
Exons: 6
Coding region: 278-757 (159 amino acids)
Biological process (GO): maturation of SSU-rRNA from tricistronic rRNA transcript (SSU-rRNA, 5.8S rRNA, LSU-rRNA)
Cellular component (GO): preribosome, small subunit precursor; 90S preribosome; nucleolus
Source: RefSeq, a predicted model, not a curated record